This is a messenger RNA of Macrobrachium nipponense, 9099 nucleotides long. Its product is annotated as protein tiptop-like. Gene Ontology annotation, cellular component: nucleus. The record is from RefSeq and is a predicted model, not a curated record. The transcript is spliced from 3 exons. Gene Ontology annotation, biological process: regulation of transcription by RNA polymerase II. The coding region runs from base 488 to 3640 and encodes 1050 amino acids. Gene Ontology annotation, molecular function: DNA-binding transcription factor activity, RNA polymerase II-specific; DNA binding. NCBI's taxonomy places the organism in Eukaryota, Metazoa, Arthropoda, Malacostraca, Decapoda, Palaemonidae.
CGCGAUCUCCGAAGUUCUCUAGCUCUCUCGCUCUCUCACUCUCUCACUCGCUCCCAAUCAGCACACGCGCGCGCACAUACACACACUCACUCAUACACUCUCUCCACAGUCAUCGGCGAUUAAAGUUCUCUCUCUCUCGCUCUCUCUCUCCUCACCGUUCCCUGACUCGCCACUCUUAUUUCUACUUGCUGGAAAAAUAUUGUUGUCGAGGAAGGCCCUUCGCUGACGGCGCUCUGGAGGGCGUUCCAGAGAGAGACAGAUUCAAGAGAGAGUGAGGGAGAGACAGAGGAGAACGAGAACGGAACGUUCCAUGUGUUGUUCGACAGUUGAUAUUGUUGUUGUUGUUCUUAUCGUUGGUGUGAUAGAAAAGCGGUGUCGUGUCUUGCCGACUCAUUUGUGUUUGUGAGGUGAUCCUGUGAAGUGUCGUCGUCGCCGCAGUUGCGGCACCAGACUAAAACGACAGUUUUUCGGCGACUUCGAUGUCAAAAUGAGCAUCAAGGUGCGACGAAUCAGCGGCGACAGCGACUGGUAUAGCGUGCUGAUGCAAGGAAAUGCCAUCCUGGAGAAGUUGCAGUUGAUCUUGAGGGAAGAAGGAGAGCAGAAGGAGCCAGGUGUAGAAGGUGAGGGAGGUGAUUCGCCAUCUUCAAGCCCCAGACAUCGAAGAGACAGUGGCAGCAUCACAUCACGAGAUGGAAUGUCUCCCAAAAUGUCUCCCAGACAUUCACCCAGGGAGUCUCUUAACUCGUCACCAGCCCACUUAACCUCUCCUAGAGCUACACCACCUGCUCUUCGCCCUCUGGCAUCAUCACCCCCGUUUAUGCGAGGAUCAGACAACGAGGCCGAUAUUCUCGAUUUCUCUCUACGAAAAUCACCAGCCCCGACCAGAGAAGACCUCCUCAGCAUUUCUUCAAGGUCAUCAUUGGCUGGUUCGCCACCUCCAGGUUUACAGAGACCUGGGGAUUCACCCUUAGACCUAUCUGUACCACGCAAAAGAGCAGCUGAUGCCCUUUUGGAGGCUGCUCAGGGCAAAAUGCACCAUGAACUAGCUAAAGGUUUAGGAGCUUGGGGCAUCCCACUGCCUCCUCACUUAGCUUCUGCUAUUGGACUCAGACCUGAUUUAGCAGCACUAAAACCAGACCUUGGAUUAUGGAAUGGCAAACUUAGAGAUAGCACUGCAACAAAACUUCCUCCAUUUCCAAUGGGUAUACCAACACCAACAGAAGCUUCUAGAGCUUUAGAGAGGAUGAGCGAACUUAGUAAGCUUGGAGGUGAUGGUGGACUUGACUUAUUCAGAGGGGGAUUAACUGGUAAUUCUGGUAGGGCUACAGCUUGGCAGAGCCACUGGCUGAACAAGGGCCAAGAUGCAACUAAAGAUGUACUCAAAUGUGUUUGGUGCAAAGCUUCAUUCAAUACCCUUGCUGAACUUACAACACACAUGAAGGAAGCUAAACAUUGUGGUGUUAAUUUGCCACCACCUGUUCCACCACCUUCGUCAAGUGCUUCAUCAAUUCACACCCACUUGCCUCCACAGUAUACACCUACCAAAUCACAAGUCUCCAAGCCACCCUCUUCAUCCUCUUCAAUAGCCUCUGGAUCAUCGUCUUCAAGUGAUCUCAUGUCAAGCAUCAAGGAAACGAUGCCCUUACCUCGUAAAUUGGUUCGUGGUCAGGAUGUUUGGUUAGGCAAAGGUGCUGAACAGACAAGGCAAAUCCUUAAGUGCAUGUGGUGUGGACAGAGUUUUAAGUCUUUAGCAGAGAUGACACAGCACAUGCAACAAACACAGCAUUACACAAACAUAAUAUCUCAAGAGCAAAUUAUUUCUUGGAAAUCCCCUGAAGAAAAGACCAAUAAUCAGAGUCAUGUAAAUGCAGUGCUUACAUGUAAAGUUUGUGAUCAGGCAUUUGCAUCACUUAAAGAACUUAGCAAUCACAUGGUUAAAAAUGCACAUUACAAAGAACAUAUUAUGCGUUCUAUCACAGAAUCAGGGGCAAAACGAAGGCAGACCCGUGAAAAGCGCAAAAAAUCUUUACCUGUGCGAAAACUGCUAGAGUUAGAGCGUGCACAACAAGAAUUACGUUCUUCAGACAGUUUCAGAAGUGGCAAAGACCAAGGUGGAUCAGGACGUAUUACAUGUGAGAAGUGUGGUGACAAAAUAGACACUUCAUUGUUUGUAGACCACAUUCGUAACUGUGUUGGAACAUCUAGCCGUGAACUGUUGAAGACAGCAUUACUUUCACCAGACAGUGACUAUAGUAAAAUAGACUCAGCUCCUGAAACUGAUAGUGAAGGCAAGAAGACUCCCGAAAAAACUCCUCGUGACAGUCCCCGAGAAAAGGACUUUGACAAACCGAAAAGUGGACGUGGGGCCUCAGAAUCCCCAUCAGUUUUAAAUGCUCUUGAAAAAUUAAUUGAAAAAAGUUUUGACUCGGGCAAAGGGAAACCAGGUGCUGGCCCAUUGGGGUCCAGUAUUCUGCGUAGACUUGGAAUUGAUGAAAGUGCUGAUUAUUCCAAACCUCUAAUGGACCCACAGUUGAUGGGAAUGUAUGCUACAUUCUCCCGACUUCAUGGUGGUCCACCCUUAGGAGUUGGAGCUCCAUCAACUUUCAAUCUUCCACCUUCAUUUGGUUCUGGUGACAGAGGGGCAGGUUUAAGGGGUGUAGGUGAUGCCAUGAUGAGUCCCAGUGCUGAUUCUGACACCCGUGACACAUUCCCUCGGUCACCAUCUCGGCCAGGAUCUCGUCCUGCUUCAACGGGUUCUAUAACUAGGGAUGGCAGUGGAAGUGAAAGAUCAUUGGAACUGCUGCGCCCAGACAGUCAUCAUGCAGCCACACCAGAUGAUUUUGCAACCCCCACUGAAAAUGGCGAAGAUCAUUCUGACAACGAACGUGAGAGUAUCUGUGGUAGAGAAGAAGUAAAGCAAGAAUUACCUGAAAUUAAUGGAGAAAUGAGUGACCAUGAAUCUGUCUCUGCUAAGGAAGAAGUGAGAGUAAAGGAAGAAAUAAGGGUCAAAGAAGAAUUCAAGUUAAAAGAAGAAGGAGAAGAAGAUAAUAAUGACAUGAAUAAUGAACCCGGUCAAGAAUCUCCUUCUGGCCGAUUAUUGGAUUCCCCAGCUGGCUGUAGUAGUAGAUCAGGAACUCCCCAUUCUGAAGCUAGUGUUGGGAGGUCUGGGUCUGCUCUGGGAGCAGCUGGCUUAGGUGGUCUGUCUGCUCUUCUUGGAGGUGGUGGUGAAGGAAGCUCAUCUCAUCCACUAGCAGCUUUACAGAAACUUUGUGACAAGACAGAAACUCAGCCCAGGCCACCACCAGUGAGUGGUGCUUCAACAGGACCUCAGACAAAUCCAGGGGCAAUACUAGCAUUUUCAUGGGCAUGCAAUGAUGCUGUUACAGCUGAUAGCAUAAUGAAGUGUGCAUUCUGUGACACACCUUUCAUCAGUAAGGGCGCUUACAGGCACCAUCUAUCAAAAAUGCACUUUGUGAAAGAUGGUGUAAUUCCUGAAAAUGCAAAUGCUAAAGCAAGUAAUGGAAAGCCACCUCCAAGCAACAGUAAGGCUACGACACCCCCAGCACCACCUGUGGAGGAAUCACCACAUUCGAAGUUCCUCAAAUACACAGAAUUAGCUAAACAGCUGUCCAGCAAGUAGUGCCGGCCGCUAUCCCAGGCUCCCUGCCUCCCUGCCCUCACCCCCACCCACGUCCGCCAAAGACCCCUUACCCCACUCCUAUGCGCCCCAUGUACAGUGUGGCGUGACUCGUGUGUACAGUGUAACUAUUUAUCCUUUGUGAGAGCUUGGUGGCCCCUUUAGUCUUGUGAUACGUGGCAGGUUGGAGGCUGGGGCGGCCGGGCACUGCGUCGUCAUAUCACCCGCCGCCCGGGACCGUCACUACUGGCGGGCGCUGCUCCCGUCCCCCGCCCGCAGGAAAGACACGUGCCAACAAUCAAAACAACCCGCAGAGUACAAAGUGUGUGUUGUGGGCGGGCUGGGUUGUGGCCACGCCCGUAGUAGCGAGGAAGCCCGCGCCCACAGCCGGCCCUGGAGCACAUGGUUCCAGGGGCCUGCAGGCGGUGGUGGAGAGGGGCGCGGCGCCCCCAACUCUGCCCCGGUGCGCCCCUGCCUCACGCUCUGUAUCCUCACACUGCCCUGGGCAAUAUGAUUGUCAGAGGGCUGUUGCAAAACUCUUAAUCGCUCACAGUUGCUGUCACUUUUUUCACAUAGUUAUUAAUAUAUAUAUAUAGAUAUGGUAAGGAUUAAGCUGACAAGGCAAUGAUCAAAUUGAUUGUUGAUAAUUAUUAUGAACACAUCAAUGAUGUAUUAUCCUUUUUACAAUAUGCUGUCUUUGACUUGCUAAAAGUGAUCUCAAUGCUUUUUUUCCUAGUGUAAAAAAAUGCGCCUGACCAAGAGAACCGAAACAUAGGCGAGGCUUGGACCCACCACCCCAGAAGCCUGUCGUCUGACGGGAGCAGCGUCGUUAAGGGCUAAACAUCUAUUCAUACAUAGUACCUACUGUUAUGAAAACAUUCUAGUGCUACUCGUACCAUUAUUUCCACCACUGAUAAGCAUUCACCAAUUUCCAUCAUAACUUUAAGUAACAUAUCAGCACUAUCUGUAAAUUCACCGAAUUUUUUCUUUUUCGUCUUGAGUUCAGAAAUUUGUUGUUGCAAGAUGCAAUGUGUUAGAAAAACAUUAUUUAAUUUUUGUAAAUUAUUGUGGCUUUGAAGUCUCUUGUAAAUAUGAAACACAAAGGUAUACCAGUAUUGAUAUGACAAGUUUAUUUUUAUUUUGGAUAUUCUCCAACAUUUGUUCCUUUAAGGUUUCUAUUUUUUUUCUCAAGAAGAGGGUUAAUGAAGGUGAUUUGAAGUGCAGUCUGGAAACUUGAAAAAUUAAAAUAAUUAAAAUGAAACCCCGUAUACCAGGUGGAGUUUGCUGUCAACUGGAAUAGCAUAAGAGAAUUACCACCACCUUUCAGAAUUUUUUUUUCUUUCUUUAUCCUCUCUCUCUUCACUUCCUCCUCCUCCUCCGCCUCCUCUGCAGGUGCAGAGUUUACCAGGGGCGUUUGCUGUCAACUGGAAAAAUGAAAAGAGAACUAGCACCUUUCCAAAUCUUUAUCCUUUCUUCACUUCCUUUCCCUCUUCGUCCACCACCACAUCCUCCUCCUCCUCCCCCUUCUCCCCCCUUCUCCUCCUCCACCUCCUCCUCCUCCGCAGCAGCAGUUGAGCAAGAGACGCCUGGAAUAAUUCGUACCUAAUGAGAUAGCGCCUAUCUGAAAUGAGUUUCACGAUCCCAGCCGUGAACCCGGCAGUUUCAAAGGCAAGUCAGUCGGAUAUGUUUCGCAUCAAUCAUGGAGAGCCUCUUGAUCACCAGCUCGAUCCUUCACGCCAGUUCUUGUUGCAUAAACCUCUGUGAAAUCCCGAAGCUUCAAGCUUAGUACGCCAGCUCAUUCCGUACUCGGAUGUGUAUGUGUGUGUGUGUGUGUGUGUGUGUGCGUUUGUCUCUAUUAUUGGCACACUGACUUAGAGGGAAAUGUUCACGAGCUUUUCUUUCUUUCUUUGGGUCGUGUUGCACAUGGAAAAUCAAGGACGAAGUUGUUGCCCCCCCAAAAAAAGAAAAAUAAUAAUAAAAUAAAAAUGCCCUUUUAUUAUUCUCAAGAUUCGCAAAAAACGCGUUUUAGUUCGACUAAAACUGCCGUUCCUUUGUUGGUCUUUUGCUAUCAAUCAUAUCAUAGGUGACAGACUUGACAUUUCAACAAGCGAAGGGAUUAAAACUGGCCAUGAUUUGAGAUAACAGCAGCCUUUGAUUGCUGGAACGACGACGGAGCGAUUCAGAAUAAACUCCAGAGAGAGAGAGAGAGAGAGAGAGAGAGAGAGAGAGAGAGAGAGAGAGAGAGAGUGGAGAGUUUGGAAGGACACAAGAGGUGGUAUGUGUGUAUAUAUAAGGCUUAUGAUAACAAUCACUUUCAGUCAGAUGAUGCACGUCAGAUCAACCCCCUGUAAAAGGGUUGUUGGCGGCUCCUAAUUUCGGGAUGAUACAUACUGCCAGUAAUACAAAGGUGAGGAGGGAGGGAGAAGUCAGCCAAUGCGCUCAGUCGUCAAGUCGCUUGAUAAUCAGGGGUUGUCAAGUGUGAUUUAGCAGCCGGCCGCAGCUACAAGAUGCGCAGCCGUGCGUAGGAACUCGUCCUUUUGCCCUUCCACCCUGCCCCCACCCCCCAUUCCCCCUCCUUCUUUUCCCUUAAGAGCAUCCUUCUUCGUCUUCUUCAAUUCCCAUCACGCUUAAAAAAAAGUAAAUCUCAAAAAUCUCGCUCGUUGUCCCAUCACACUAUCCCAUUUUGCGAAUUAAUUACCCAGAAAAAAUUUUAAAAACAAUUCCCGAAAUUUUGGCAGUCCCCACCCACGCCCAUUUACGUCCAGGCCGCGAGGGCAGUAGCGAGAGGAGCUGUGGAUUCUAAAUGUCUUCGAUACCAAAAGGAGGAAUGAACUGACACGAUCAAAGUUACAUUGUCGGCUAUGAGUCUCGCUGUUAAACAUGAGAUAUUUUAUUCAAAGAAUUUUUCUUUUGCACCUCGAAUCUUGAAGGAGGAGUUGUAUGAAUUACCCUGUCUAAGUAACUAAAGCCUCUCUACUUAUUAGGUUUUAUUACUACUUUUAUUCUUAUAUAAGAACAACAAGUAUGAAGUGUUGAUAAAAUAUUGAGCAGUUUUCUGAUAAUUAUAUGAAUGUCAAGAUAUUGUUUGAGCAAAUGGAGAUGGUAAUCAAAAACUUUGUACUUGUGUACUUAUGUAUUCGUACUUGUAAAUAAUUACUUACGAAAUGAAUACGCUCUAUAAAGGACACAUUAGAGAGAGAAAAAACUCUUCUUUCAAUCCUGAGAAAAAGUUAAACGAAUCAGCAAACUGUUCAUUCAUCUCGUUAUGUCUCAAUUUCAUUUGACCAAACUUAAACGUUUCGGUGGAAAUUAACAAUGGUAGAUGCAAAGUAUACAAAUCAAGGUGAUAUUUUUUUUGUGAUGGUUAGCUUGUGGAAAAAAAAAUGUAUGGAAAAAGCGAAAUACACUUGUGUAAUAGAAAAAAAACACACACAAUAUCGAGGUUGUGCGGAAAAGAAAGAGGUUGGACAUCUCCGGCACUUUGUUUCCUCAUACUACCCAAUUAUGACUUCAAUUUAUUCCUGUAUAAUAUGAUAGAUUAUUUGUACAUUGAUAUUUUGUAAGUAUAUUAUAUAUAUUUCUCUUGUGAUAUGUGAUCUACUCCUCUGGGUUGUUGUUAUUGUUAGUAUGUAUAAAUAAAAAACAAACAAGAGUUAGGGCAUGUGUGCGUCAGUCAGCCGUUUGGAUUUGUACAUUAGAUUCAAAAGUUAAGUUUAAAAAAGAAAAUAAUUGAGCUUCGAGUUGAAAGCUGUCACAGUAUUGCCGUAAUCGCACUCCAAAAGUGGCUUCAUCUGGUGUACGCAACUCCAUUCGCUGACCGCACGGACAUCCCCUUCCUCUCCUGGCCUGAUUGUACUUAAUUACAUUGACGACGCUGCUCCACCGCUUAGAACUGGGCAAUGCUCUAUCUUAUAAAAAAAAUGCAUUUUUUUGUCAAUGUAGAAAGUUAAAACUUCGACCGACAGACUAUGCAAAGGCGUUCUAAGAUCCUCGUAGCUUGUCGGUGGAGGUAAAGAUAUGUGUGUGCGCGCGCACGCACAUGCGCGUGUGAGUGUGAGUGCAAGUGCGUGAGAUGUGCUAAAAACAGAGGUUUGAGAGUCCACAAACUCCAGUGUCCAAGUGCCAAUUUAAACUUUUCAAAUAUACGUAAACAUGGAAUUUCUAUCGACAUCGCCCGUAUUUCAAAGUAAAAACCUGGGCCGUUCUAAAAAAACUCCCCUUUUUGUGAGAUGAUGAACCUUUAUAAAAAUGAUCUGUGUAUAUUAUCAUGCUAUAAAUAUAAUUGGACCUAUUCCUGGUACCACGUUUCUAAUUUAUACUUUUUGUUUUUGCCCAAGCUUCUUCCCACGUUUAGAACAAUGAUUGAGAAAUUGUAUCUCACACAUCAGGUCAGAUGAUGAUAGUACCACUUGUAUGUCUUUUUUUACGAACUUAAAAAAACUUCCAACGAAUCUUUUUUUUUUUUUUUUUCCUUUUUUUUUAAGUAUUCAGGUUAAUGUUUAAGUUGUGACCUACCCCGUUACCUUAUUUGAAGGAUUUUCUGUUGAGCGUAGCAGUUUAAGACCUCUAUAUCAGUCCUAUCCACUUCCUUUUAUAACCUUCUUCCCUAUGAAGAUGAAAUCAUUUUUCGUUUCUCUUUCUUAAUCAUUCCCAAAAAACACCCUUUUUCCAGCAAGGUACCCCUGGCAGCAUGAAGAUGAUGAUAAUGGUGAUGUUCAGUAGCAGGCUUCCCGAGUGGCUAAAAAAAAAUUCAAAGUAUAUAAUAUUAAUUCCAGAUUGAAAAAGAGAGGCCGCGAAGAGGCCUCAGUAUUACGACACAUGCGUAGCAGUGCACACACCACUAGUUUUAUCCUAAGUGGUAGAAAGUGUAGUGAGUGAAUUAAAAAAAGGGUGUCCCAUUGAAAUGUAUCUAAGGGUGUCCUGUCAAGAGUGAAAAAAAUUUGUGUAAACAAAAAUAAUGAACGAUUGUACGACUACAAAAUAUAAGAGACUUCUCUCACAGUGUGUGGUGAUUAUAUGAUGAACAAGUAUACAAUUUUCUAAUAAGAUUUUUUUUGUUCAAAAUACAUCAUCUUAUUGCCUCUUGUGAGGGGAAAAUGCAGCCUCACAAUUGACUUUAUUAUUAUUAUUGUUAUGAGCCAUGUGUUCGUAGGACAAUGAGUAUACCAGCAGUGAGGAUCGUCCUCCAAAGCGUAUAUCUUUUUUAUUAUUAUUAAAAUUUCCUCAAACCCUUUAUUUUUUAAUUGUGUAAUUUGUUUUAUGUUUUUGUAAUCCUUGCCCUCUUGAUGAAACCUAUUCCCCUCUUUAUGAAGCACCUGUGGUUCCAUGCUACUACUACUUCUGAUGAUGAGUUAUUGGUUUUUGUACAGUUCCAAGUCCCUAUUUGUAAAUUAUUGCGUUUUCCUCUCUUGAGCUUCCAAUUGUAAAGUUACAAUAAAUGAAAAUAAAGUGUCUGGAGUGGA